Hyla sarda is the source of this 3077-nucleotide messenger RNA. RefSeq names its product mitogen-activated protein kinase kinase kinase kinase 5 (gene MAP4K5). Gene Ontology annotation, biological process: protein phosphorylation. Lineage: Eukaryota; Metazoa; Chordata; Amphibia; Anura; Hylidae. Bases 266 to 2731 code for a protein of 821 amino acids. Gene Ontology annotation, molecular function: ATP binding; MAP kinase kinase kinase kinase activity. The transcript is spliced from 32 exons. The record is from RefSeq and is a predicted model, not a curated record.
AAACCAUGCUGCUUUCGUUUAUGGGGUGUUUUAGAUUUGACAGGGUCCCUUUAAGAACUGAAAGUUGUGCUAUGAUUGGUUGCUAUCGGCAACAAAGACAGUUGUGCCGUCAAUGGUGGUCACAACUGUCGUUGAGAGGCUGACAGGAUUUCCGACAGGAAUUAUUUGAAUAGAACAUGGCAGCGUGCCCGGCCUCCCCCAGCGCCCACCUCCGCUGUGCCACCCCAGAGCACUGAGGCCUGACUACACCCCACAGCCCCGGAGUAUGGAGCCCUCCCUGAGCCGGCCCAGCGCCGAAAUCCUCCGCAAGAACCCGCAGCAGGACUUCGAGCUUAUCCAGAGGGUCGGCAGCGGCACCUAUGGGGACGUGUACAAGGCCAGGAACCUACAGACGGGAGAGCUGGCUGCGGUGAAGAUCAUAAAGCUGGAGCCUGGUGAUGACUUCUCUCUGAUACAACAAGAAAUCUUCAUGGUGAAGGAAUGCAAACACAUCAAUAUCGUGGCGUACUUCGGCAGUUAUCUCUGCCGGGAAAAGCUAUGGAUCUGUAUGGAGUAUUGCGGUGGAGGGUCACUUCAGGACAUAUAUCAUGUCACCGGGCCGCUCUCAGAAAACCAAAUUGCCUAUAUGUGUCGGGAAACCUUACAGGGUCUGGCAUAUUUGCACAGCAAGGGUAAAAUGCACCGAGAUAUCAAGGGUGCCAACAUACUACUCACAGACAAUGGAGAUGUCAAACUAGCGGACUUCGGGGUGGCAGCAAAGAUAACUGCAACAAUCGCCAAGAGGAAGUCUUUUAUUGGAACGCCUUACUGGAUGGCUCCAGAAGUGGCAGCUGUGGAAAAAAAUGGCGGCUACAACCAGCUGUGCGAUAUCUGGGCAGUUGGCAUCACCUCAAUAGAACUGGCAGAGCUGCAACCCCCACUGUUUGAUCUGCAUCCAAUGAGAGCUUUGUUCCUGAUGUCAAAGAGCAACUUUCAGCCUCCGAAGCUAAAAGAGAAGACGAAAUGGACCGCUGUGUUUCAGAACUUUGUGAAAGUUUCUCUCACCAAGAAUCCAAAGAAACGGCCGACUGCUGAACGACUGUUGACUCAUGCUUUUGUUGCACAAGGAGGCCUCUCGAGAUUACUGGCACUAGAACUUCUGGAUAAGGUCAACAAUCCAGACCACCACCACCAUUAUAUUGAGCCUGACGAUGAUGAUCUCGAGCCCGUACUGGCUGUGCGCCAUACCAUCAAGUCUACAAACAAGAGAGCGGAGAGAACAGCAUCUGAGCUCAAUUUUGACAAGCUGCAGUUUGAGCCGCCGCUCAGAAAGGAGACAGAAGCCAAUGAAGUGGGCAUCAACUGGAAUCCUUUUGCAAAUGGAGCAAACCAUGAUAACACCAUGAAACGUGCUGUUCCUCCACCACUUCCCCCCAAGCCAAUGAGGAUGAACAGCUGCCCAGAUGAAAACAUGGCUGAGGACGAGCGAUCCAACACGAUCAAGCACCAGCCAGAUAACAAAUCCUCCCAGUUCUACCGGAGGCAAAGCUCCCCAGGAAAUGGAGAAAGUCCUAUGAGACUUGGGAGCCCAACUGGAGAAAGCUCAAAAUCCCAGCUUCAACAGAAGAAGGAUAAGAAGGAUUUCCCAAAACCGACGAUAAAUGGUUUACCACCCACUCCCAAAGUGCUGAUGGGAGCCUGCUUCUCCAAAGUGUUUGAUGGUUGCCCCUUAAAGAUAAAUUGUGCAACAUCCUGGAUACACCCAGAUACUAAAGACCAGUACUUGAUCUUUGGCACCGAGGAUGGUAUCUACACCUUGAAUCUAAAUGAGUUACAUGAAGCCACAAUGGAACAGCUAUUUCCCCGGAAAUGCACAUGGCUGUAUGUUAUCAAUAACACCCUCAUGUCCCUGUCAGAAGGGAAAACUCUGCAGCUUUACUCACACAAUCUAAUUGGUCUCUUUGAGCAAGCCAAAAAGCCUGGACUGGCUGCACAUAUCCAAACGCAUCGCUUUCCAGAUAAAAUAAUACCCAGGAAGUUUGCCCUCACUUCAAAGAUCCCAGACACAAAGGGCUGCCACAAGUGCUGUAUUGUAAGGAACCCAUAUACAGGACACAAGUAUCUAUGUGGGGCGCUGCCAUCUGGCAUAGUGCUGUUGCAGUGGUAUGAACCUAUGCAGAAGUUCAUGUUGAUACGGCACUUUGAUUUCCCCCUUCCAACUCCAUUGAAAGUCUUUGAAAUGUUGGUAAUACCGGAGCAGGAGUACCCUAUGGUGUGUGUAGCGGUCAGCAAAGGAGCCGAUCCCAAUCAGGUUGUACAGUUUGAGACCAUCAACCUGAGCUCCGCUUCCUCCUGGUUUACACAGGUUGGCACAGAAGGUCUCCAGAUUAAUGCCAUACACGUAACACAGCUGGAGAGGGAUACUGUCCUCGUCUGCCUUGACCAUUAUGUAAAAAUAGUCAACCUUCAGGGAAAACUUAAAUCCAGUAAAAAGCUGGCCUCUGAGCUGAGCUUCAAUUUUCAGGUCGAGUCUGUAGUCUGCCUGCAGGACAGCGUUUUGGCUUUCUGGAAACAUGGCAUGCAGGGAAAAAACUUUAAAUCCAAUGAGGUUACACAAGAGAUAUCUGAUGAAUCCAGAGUCUUCCGCCUCUUAGGUUCAGACAGGGUCGUCGUCUUGGAAAGCAGGCCGACGCUGAACCCAACCGCUCACAGCAACCUGUACAUCUUGGCCGGCCAUGAGAACAGCUACUAGACUCUUUGCAUGAUACAAAUGACAUAGGAAUUUCAAUUCCAUCAUAAACUUUUCCUGUUUGGGACUUUUGACAAGUUUUGUGGCGACUUGUACUUUUUAGAUCAUAUCUGUAUUAUUUGGUAGAAUUCUUGUUUUUAACUUUUUUUUGUGCUGCUGGAAACAGCUAGCUCUCCUUUCACCACUAUGUGGUGUUGGUUUUUAUUCGGUUGCUUAAUAAAAAGCUGUGACAUUACGGCCCCUUUACCAUCAGCUGAAGGGGGUGGAUGGAGACAGAGGAUUACCGUCUCUUUCAGAAAAGAUAAAGGGGUGCCUUGAUGUGUUUUUUUUUUUUCUUCCAUUGCCUGAA